This is a messenger RNA of Trichechus manatus latirostris (Florida manatee), 1212 nucleotides long. It is a transcript of the gene RILPL1, whose product is annotated as Rab interacting lysosomal protein like 1. Gene Ontology annotation, molecular function: dynein light intermediate chain binding; protein dimerization activity; small GTPase binding. Bases 1 to 1212 code for a protein of 403 amino acids. Gene Ontology annotation, cellular component: cytoplasm; ciliary basal body. Gene Ontology annotation, biological process: cilium assembly. The transcript has 7 exons. The record is from RefSeq and is a predicted model, not a curated record. Lineage: Eukaryota; Metazoa; Chordata; Mammalia; Sirenia; Trichechidae.
AUGGAGGAGGGCCGGGGGUCGUCGCCCACGGCCGAGUCGGCGCUGGAGAAGAACGUGGCGGAGCUGACGGUCAUGGACGUGUACGAUAUCGCGUCGCUCGUGGGCCACGAGUUCGAGCGGGUCAUCGACCAGCACGGCUGCGAGGCCAUCGCGCGCCUCAUGCCCAAGGUCGUGCGCGUCCUGGAGAUCCUGGAGGUGCUGGUCAGCCGCCACCACGUCGCUCCCGAAAUGGACGAGCUGCGCCUGGAGCUGGACCGUCUGCGCCUGGAAAGGAUGGACCGCAUCGAGAAGGAGCGCAAGCACCAGAAGGAGCUGGAGCUCGUGGAGGACGUGUGGCGAGAGGAGGCGCAGGACCUCCUGUCCCAGAUAGCCCAUCUGCAGGAGGAGAACAAACAGCUCCUGACCAACCUCUCCCACAAAGACGUCAGCCUCUCUGACGAGGAGUUCCAGAGGCACGAAGGCAUGUCAGAGCGCGAGCGGCAGGUGAUGAAGAAGCUGAAGGAGGUAGUGGACAAACAGCGGGACGAGAUCCGCGCCAAGGACAGGGAGCUGGGCCUGAAGAACGAAGAUGUCGAGGCUCUGCAGCAGCAGCAGACCCGGCUGAUGAAGAUUAACCAUGACCUUCGGCACCGGGUCACAGUGGUGGAGGCCCAGGGGAAGGCCUUGAUUGAACAGAAGGUGGAGCUGGAAGCAGACAUGCAGACUAAGGAGCAAGAGAUGGGCCGCCUGCGGGCAGAGCUCGGGAAGCUUCGAGAGAGGCUGCAGGGCAAGCUCAGCCAGAAUGGGGAGGAGGAGCCUGAGAUGGAGCCAGGUGCAGAGGAGGGUGUCUCCGAGGCGGACAAGCUGGCCAUGGAGCUGACGGACCCGAACCGCCCCCGAUUCACGCUGCAGGAGCUGCGGGAUGUGCUGCACGAACGCAAUGAGCUCAAGUCCAAGGUGUUCCUGUUGCAGGAGGAGCUGGCCUACUACAAGAGUGAAGAAAUGGAACAGGAAAACCGAAUACCCCAACCUCCACCCGUCACACACCCGACAACGUCCCCCCAGCCGGAGUCUGGGAUCAAACGACUGUUUAGCUUCUUCUCCCGAGACAAAAAGCGCCUGGCCAACGCACAGAGGAGCACGCAUGUCCAGGAGUCCUUCGGCCAGUGGGCAAACUCGCACCGAGAUGACGGCUACACAGAGCAAGGACAGGAAGCCCUGCAGCACCUGUGA